ACAUCUAUGCUCCAGAAGCAGCACUGAAACAAACAAACAAACACCGGACGACUCCAGAGUUUAUUAAAUGCCUGACAACAACAUCCUCCAGGAUUCAGACGCAGGUCUGUGGCUUUGGCUCGCAGUGGGCGUGGCUCUGUGCAGUCGUGGGCGUGGUCACAGCUGGUGCUAUCUGCAGUGAGAUCAGACUGAUGAAUGCAUAUAACACACGGAUGUGCUGCUGGAUGGAGACGGUCUGUAUCUGACAGAACCUCAAAGCACAGCAUGGUGGGAAGUAAAAAAGCAAACAGGAGGUUAUCCCUGGACAGCUCAGGAUAUCAUCCGGAGAUCAUGGGAAGUGCAGCAAAGUCCAAGAACAGCAUGAGAAGAUCUUCAGACAGCAGAGGCUUCCAGAAUCCAGACGAGACGCGUCUAGAGUUUCUGGAGCACAGCGGCAGCGUCUCACGCAGAUCCACGACUUUAGAGGAGGAGGAGGGCUUGAAUCGGCCCGAUGGAUCCAGCGUACGUAAUAGCUUCAAGAGCCACAACAAAACCUUCCACAAACUCUUCCCUGAUAUCCCCGAGACGGAGGACCUGGAACACGUGCAAAGCUGCGGUCUGCAGAAGGAGGUGAUUUACCACGGUAAGAUGUACCUGUCCAGUCAUCACAUCUGCUUCCACUCGUCUGUGCUGCUGAAGGACACCAAGGUGAUGAUCCACAUGUCCAGCGUUCAGAGCUUAAAGAAGAAACACACAGCUAAGAUCCUUCCCAACGCCAUCGCCGUCAUCACCACAGACAGACGCAAGUAUGUGUUCGUGUCGUUACUGAAUCGAGACGCGUGUUUCAGGCUGCUGCAGUCUCUCUGUACACAGCUGCAGUGUCAGAUGGAGAGCAGCAGCAUGAAGUCCUCGUCUCCGGAUCUGGAGUUCGACACGAUUUCCAGCCUGUCGAGUCUAGAGGAGACUCCUGAGAAUCCCUCGAUUCAUCUCUCAGACGAGAGUCAAGCUCUCCAGCCUGAAGUACGAGGCAGCUCAACGCCUCACGACGAGUCCAGCAGAAAGAUCAGCUCGAGCACAGCGGUCUCCUGGGUUCCCAUGGUAACAGGGAAGGUCAGAUCUGUUCUGUCGUCCAAUGAGACGCAAGGCCUGAACACACUGCUGCUCUUCUACGUGAUCCUUGUGAUUCUUCUUCUGCUGUCGUCUGGUUACAUCGGUUUGAGGAUCAUGGCACUGGAGCAGCAGCUGAGCAUUCUGGGAUCGAUGCAGAAAGAGAACCUGGAAGCGUGAGAACAGCGAGAGUCCUGGAGGAGAAUCAUUCAGACUCUGAAUCAGAGGAAGCUGUCAAGUCAAGACACCUA
Carassius carassius (crucian carp) is the source of this 1337-nucleotide messenger RNA. RefSeq names its product GRAM domain-containing protein 2B-like. The record is from RefSeq and is a predicted model, not a curated record. The coding region runs from base 196 to 1266 and encodes 356 amino acids. Lineage: Eukaryota; Metazoa; Chordata; Actinopteri; Cypriniformes; Cyprinidae. The transcript has 13 exons.